GUCGUUAAUCAUCUAUCUAACAUGUGGCUUCAUGUAUUUAUACGAUAAGCGAGAAACCCUCACAGUAGCUGACUUCAAUUCAGUAAUGUUCAUCCAUACAACCAACGUGACUAACCCGAUGAUGGUAGCUUGCAUUUUCUUGAACAGCGAACAUCUCCAUGCUAUGAUAUGUCAACUAGAAUCAGCAGCAUUCCAGCCUAACAGUCAUAAGGAGUAUUUGUAUAUAUAUGAGUGGAAGAGAAGCGGGUACUUCAUUAAAAAACUGUUCUAUGGAGUGAACGGUUUCCUAUGCAGCUUUCUACCAAUAAUAGCAAUACUUCAGGGCAAGACUGCUCCAUUGACUACUUAUAUUCCUCCAUGGAUCCACUGGAGGGUGUAUUUUUGGUUUCAGUCCACUGUUACAGUAUACAAUUCUACAAUGGCUUCCAUAUACGUAUCAAUUCUUUGCACCCUGUUAAUAGAGGCCAUCAUACAGGUAGCAUGUUUGAAAGAGCGACUUGAGUCUAUUGAGGACAGGCGUUGUUUGGAGGAAUGCAUUGAUCAUUAUUCUGAGAUAACUACGUAAGUACUAUAUAUAUAUAUAGAAUACAGGGUGGCCCAUCCAUGUGUGGACGGAAUAUUACUCAUAAAUAAAUACAUUUUGGAAAAAUAUAUUUAUGGGAUGUUAUACA
Messenger RNA from Acanthoscelides obtectus, 671 nucleotides. The record is from the annotation of a GenBank genome assembly. Lineage: Eukaryota; Metazoa; Arthropoda; Insecta; Coleoptera; Chrysomelidae.